UUUACGCGCAUGAUGCUUCACGUGCCGCUUCUUUCCGCCUGCUUGGUGCUAUGUACGGCCGUACCAUCAAGCUACCUGGCGCCGCCACCGCUCGCACCGGCUACGAUCGCGGCUGACAGCUAUGGUGAAGCGAUGCGUGGAGACUGCUACCCGGACUCGUGUUACAAUGGAGGAACGUGCGACAACAAGAAAGACGCCUAUGGUUACACAUGUAGCUGCCCUCAGGGUUUUGAUGGCUCUCGAUGUGAAAAGGCGGUGGAUACGUGCAAUCCGAACCCGUGUCUAAAUGAAGGCUACUGCGUAGUACAUGGAUACGAUGCCGUAUGCAAAUGCCCUUACGGUGUUACGGGUGAUAGGUGUGAAACUGAACUGAAUCCGUGUGAACCGGCUCCGUGCGAAAAUGGAGGAAUAUGCAAGAAGGGAAACUACCAGGUGGCGUAUGUCUGCGAAUGCCCAUUCGGCUUCUUCGGGCGCAACUGUGAACUGGACCCCUGCGCAAACAUUCCCUGCCAAAACAACGGCAUCUGCACGGGGGUGCGCGCAAGAACUGGACCUACAUUCACAUGCCAGUGCUCUUACGGAUUUGGUGGUUACACGUGCGACAAGGACACCGAGCCAUGCGAACCGAACCCAUGCAAUAACGGAGGCGUGUGUAGAGUAAGAUGGAAGUCAGAUGGCUACGACCAUGACUACCAAACGGUGUGCUUAUGCCCGUGCACACACACUGGCGACACGUGUGACAUUUUCAUUAAUCCAUGUGAGCCCAACCCUUGCUUGAAUAAUGCCACCUGCCGCAUGGUUGGAGGUUACUGCGACCACUCACAGUUUGCAUGCACCUGCCACCAUGGAUUCGAAGGAAAUAAGUGUGAACGCAAAACGGGACACAUUUCCCAUCUCCGCGCACCAUUGACACCAGCACAACGUAAACAGGCUACCCCAGUAAUAUACGACGUAGGAGCUAUAGACAGGACGAGCCCAGCUUCCAACCUGCCACGCCUCAACUACGAACUACCGAAGCCUACAUACGUGCAAUCACAGCCCAUCUAUAAGAUACCACCACCAGCCGCAUACCAGGCUAAGCCACCAUACGCUAGCCCAAGGCAUAGAGGACCUCAACCCGUGUUUGAACCUCUGAGACUCACUCACGAGCAGCGAGAUGUAAUCUACCGUAGUUCUGCACAGGCUGCCUCCACUGGUCGCAACAACCCUAUUCUACGACAGUUUCCAGUGUUCUAGCACCAGCAGAGAGUGCAUGGACCAUCUAUUGGACAAGACGGUAUCGUCAUUGACAACACCGUGGUAACAGGGAAUAGUUAUUACCCUAACCCUUAACUCCACUACCCUUGCUCUUAAUCUGAAUCUUAUGUAUUUAAAUCUUGAUCGAUAACUGGUCGUCUUUAGAAUUAUAACUAUAAGACAACUGAUGCGAAUGCGAAAUAAAACCAUGCUUCAUCAUAAUAUUAAUUAAUGAUCGUACAAGUUACAGUUUGAUAGAUAUUUAUGAAUGCAUUCAGCCUCAUUUACUAGAUAAUUCGGAUGAAAAGAUUGUAUCUCUAUAAUUUCUAAUAACUACGAUCAACCACAUAUCGAUUCUCAAGUUCUUAUACAUGAUUGCUGUUUGAAUAUACAUACCAGUGUAAUGAGCUUUAUGGUGGAGUUGCCAAUGAAAAUGACAAUGGUAAUCUAUAAAUCAAAAUUUUGUAGA
Priapulus caudatus is the source of this 1705-nucleotide messenger RNA. RefSeq names its product delta-like protein C. Gene Ontology annotation, biological process: establishment or maintenance of epithelial cell apical/basal polarity; heterophilic cell-cell adhesion. The record is from RefSeq and is a predicted model, not a curated record. Gene Ontology annotation, cellular component: protein-containing complex; plasma membrane. The transcript is spliced from 8 exons. Gene Ontology annotation, molecular function: calcium ion binding. Bases 10 to 1236 code for a protein of 408 amino acids. Lineage: Eukaryota; Metazoa; Priapulida; Priapulimorpha; Priapulimorphida; Priapulidae.